Molecule: messenger RNA, 4092 nt
Organism: Sardina pilchardus (European sardine)
Lineage: Eukaryota; Metazoa; Chordata; Actinopteri; Clupeiformes; Clupeidae
Gene: pkp1a
Product: plakophilin-1
Exons: 14
Coding region: 110-2266 (718 amino acids)
Biological process (GO): cell-cell adhesion; intermediate filament bundle assembly; cell-cell junction assembly
Cellular component (GO): plasma membrane; adherens junction; nucleus
Molecular function (GO): cadherin binding
Source: RefSeq, a predicted model, not a curated record
UGUUGCUGCGUGGCGUAGUCUGUAUCUCCUCAUGAAAAGUCAUUCAGUCGACAAUUUAUAGGAUAUAGGGCGUUCAUUCGGUAGCGACCAGGAUAAUUUCGCUGAAAAAAUGGCUGUUGAGCCGUUGCGUUCGGCGAGGUCUUUUGGAAACAGCGAGGAUACAUCUCUCGCCCUGCCAUCAGAUGACAAAUUACGCACGGGACAACAACGUGUACUAGAUCAAGUUCACACUAUAAAGAGGAGCAAGUCGAAACAACUUAAAAACGGAUCACUCUCACCCACGAGUCCAGUAACACACGCAGCAGAAUCAGAGUCUGUGUCCUUCAGGUUCUCACCCUCAGGAACCAUAAAUGGCAGUAUCUUUGGAAGGAGCAACUCAUCUACUGUGGCCAGCCGCAAUAGAACGGUCGUCCAGCAGAAGAGCCGCACCCUUUCUGGAAGGUCCAGGAGACAGCACUCCAGCUCCAGCCAAUGGGAGCAGCACAUCCAGUCCUCCAACUGGCCCCAACCUCCCAUGCCGACGGCAAGCAAUGGUAUCAAGCCCAGCGUCAGUGUCCCGACACUGGCGCCCGCCAACGUCGUGAAGCGGCCCACCGGGCAGUCCUCCACAAGGCAGGCACGGAACAGCGUCCAUUCCAUGACCAACGAGGCGGCAAUCAGUCAAGCGGUCAGCAACAAGACGAUCAUCACCACCAGCACCGUACAGAACCACUCUGCGGCGCGGCCGCCAUCGAACCCGGGCCAGGUGGAGACCAAGAUAUCUGUCGUGGCCAAGGCCAAAACUGAGCCGAACCCUCUCAGCGCUAUGCCCGACAUGACAAUGCAAGAGGCAGUGGAGUAUCUCUCAAAAGAAGAGGGGAAUUAUCAGCUGUGGGGAGCAUCCUUCAUCCAGCAUAGCACCUUUAAAGAGGACAAGUCCAAGCACGAGGUCCUGCAGCUUCAAGGGAUACCUCCCCUGGUGGCUCUGCUACGGCACUCCAACUCUCAGGUGAAGCAGACUGCGGCCGCCGCCCUGAGGAACCUGGUGUUCAAGAACAGCAACAACAAGCUGGAGGUGGUCCGCUGUGAGGGCAUCGAGGAGGCUCUGGUCCUACUCAAGGAGACCAACUCUGCCUUCACUCAGAAGCAGCUAACAGGCCUUCUGUGGAACCUGUCGUCAGCAGACGCACUGAAGCCCCCUCUCAUCAAAACAGCUCUCCCGGUUCUGACGGACACCAUUGUGGUGCCCUACACGUGCUGGUCAGAAACCAGCGCCAGUAACAAUGGCGACCCCGAGGUGUUCCACAGUGCCACCGGCUGUCUGCGCAACUUGAGCUGUGCCAGUAAGGGGGAGAGGCAGGCAAUGCGGGACUGUGACGGACUUAUCGACGCCCUUGUCUCAUACGUGCAGUCCUGUGUGACUGUUGACAAUGCAGAUGAAAUGUCGGUGGAGAACUGCGUGUGCAUCCUGCACAAUUUGACAUACCAGCUAGAGACAGAGGCCCCAGAACAGUUCAAUGCGUGUAACGAAUCCUCUGCAACGAGAGCCGCUGCCGACAAAAAGUCCCAAACUAUCGGCUGCUUCAGUCCCAAAAGCAAAAAGAUACAGAACACCUUUAACUCUCCUCUGAUGAAGGAGGAGGAGAGCGACCCAAAAGGCCUGGGUUUGCUCUACCACUCCAAGACCAUCCAGACGUACCUGUCCCUGUUGGGCUCCAGUCAAAAAGAUGCUACACUGGAGGCCUGCUGUGGCGCAAUGCAAAACCUCACUGCCAACAAGGGCCCUGUGUCUAGCCACAUGAGUCAAACCAUAGUGCAGAAGCUGUGUGGCUUGCCGAACAUCUCCCCUUCACUCCAGUCCCCUAACCCCAGCCUGCAGAAAACCGCCAUGUCCCUGAUUGGCAACCUCAGCAGAACCACAUCACUACACAGCAGUAUUGCACGGCCUAUCCUUCCCCAGCUUGCCUUGCUGCUGUCAGCUGACCCUAAAGAACUGGGCAACUCUGACGACACAGUGAUGACUGCGUGCAACACCAUGCGCACACUUGUGAUGUCCGAGCCUGAUGUGGGCAAGAAGGUGGUGAACACUACCCUGGUGCAAUCUCUCAGUGAACUGAGUGAGAACAGGAAGUUCCCAAAGGCUAGCAAAGCUGCAGCCGUUCUGCUGCACAGCUUGUGGGAUGAGAAGGAAAUCCAGAGCCUCCUGAAAAAACUAGGGGAGAACAAGAACACAUUUGUGAACGAAGUCACAACAGCUGCCCACAGGUCAAUUCAGAUUAUUGAAUGAUGGCAUGGACCAAGGAUCCCACAAGACCAUAUAUGGUGGAGACAUGUGUGCUCUUGAGUGGUACACGCCCAUAGGGGAUUCCAUCUGCUCUAUUUGGGAAUGAUUGCACUUAUGUUGUGUAGAGGAACAUGUCACCUCUAAAGCAUGAACCAUUGGAGAACUCUUAUUUUCUGGCAAGAAAUCUUCAAUUCAUUUUUGGAUUUUUUUUUUUUAAAUACAUCUGCUAUAAUCCAUCCAUUGUCAUGGACACCUCAGGUCUGCAUUGACACUCCUACAUGGAUAUAUGGAAAGAUGAAAUUACAGUAAAAAAAAGAACAAAACAUGUAUUUUAUCCAGUAGAACAGUAACAACAAUGUACACGUACAGUGUAGUCUAUAAGUCUGGCAUGUUUUCUGUAUCUGUCUCAGGAGGCGUUGGGGAAAGCUGUCCUUCAGGUUCAGAUCUAGGGAUGCUAUUAGCUUUUUGUACCUUUCUUGUUAUCUUCUAGGACGACUAAGCCACCCUUUCCUUAAAUGAGUACAUAAAGAUGUAGUUUCUUGUUCAUUGACUGUAUUGUUUUCUUCACAGCCUCUACUGUAUCUUGAUGUUACCUUGUAUUCAAGUAUCAGAAUUUUUUUGUAAUUUUUGUUUUUUAAAUGACAACAUACAUGUACGGUAACACUUUCUGUGAACACAGUGUCCAUUAUGAAUGCAUUCAUAAAGGGUUUACACCACACACACCAAGCUUGGAAUUAAUUGGCAUAAGUCUAAAAAUUAACUUUAUGAUACUUCAGGCUGUAAGAGAUUAUUCUUCAACAGGGUAAUGCCUUAUGAGUGCAGUCCUAACUAUUUUUGAAUCGUUAUACAGUAUAAUAAUUGUACAUUUUGUCAAUCAUCAUGAAACGUAAACACUUUAUAACCCUUUAUGAAUGUAUUAAUCUGCUUGGUUACUGAGUUUAUAUAAAUAUUAAGAUCAAUAGAUGGUUUUCAGCAUACUGGUUGCAGUUUAUUCUGGGUUGUGGUGCUUGCACAGAAAAUAUGACAAAACUUGUCUUAGUAGCUCACUGCAUUAGUUCAUAAAUUAUCACUUAUUGUUGCAUUAUAUUCUUUCAUUUUUACAUACUCAAUUCAUUGCACACAAAAUCAAAUCUAAAUAAUUGUUUUUGGAAAAUUGUACUAUUUAUGCUUGUUGAAUGUAAGAAAAAGUCUUGUGCAGUAUUGUAGGUAAUGUAAGUUUCUUUUUUUCCCCUUUUUUUUUUAAAUUCUACAUGCAUCUGAAUUCUGAGACUUUAACCUGGUAUUGUUCAAAUGUAAAACAAACAUGAUACUUCCCAUAAGGUCAUAAACCAUGGUUUUAAUGAAAUGGACAAAUAAAAUGUUGCAAUGAUUUUAAUUCAUUCUUUACUUUUGAUAAUGGAUAUACACAGUGUUUUACUCAUUCACAGUGUUCACUUCUGUGGUAUAAUACAAUACACAUUAAAUUAAGAGCUGACUAAUCACUUAUUAUCACCUACUGUAUCCUGGCUAAUAGAAUUCACAAUGGAGAAUUGGUCUGAACCCUCUCAGUUCAUCUUGAAUUUCAUAGGGGCGUUUCCAGCAUUGAAAUUCAACUUAAGUUGGUACAUUACUCUUACUGAAUCUUUCAGCAGCAAAACUUCAACCUCCAGGACACACAUAGUAUGCUCAAUUAUUCACUGCUUUAUGGUUCUGAGUCUCAUUUCUUUUGUGCUAGCUUUACGAGUACAGUGCAGUGCCAUAUAUGGGUCUUCUUAACAUUCAUCCCACAGAUUUCUCUUGUGUCUCUUAGGAAGUGGACUUGUAGAGCUCGUCUUUAAUAAAUGCCUGAA